Molecule: messenger RNA, 1122 nt
Organism: Penicillium soppii
Lineage: Eukaryota; Fungi; Ascomycota; Eurotiomycetes; Eurotiales; Aspergillaceae
Product: DXO/RAI1 family decapping nuclease
Exons: 9
Coding region: 1-1122 (373 amino acids)
Biological process (GO): nuclear-transcribed mRNA catabolic process; NAD-cap decapping
Cellular component (GO): cytosol; nucleus
Molecular function (GO): mRNA 5'-diphosphatase activity
Source: RefSeq, a predicted model, not a curated record
AUGAAUCCGUCUACUUUCAAUAUCCAGCCAGUGCUCCGCUUCGGCGGUGCAAAUACCUCUAUUCGGCGACCAAGGGAAAUUGCGUGCUUUUCUUACGAUGAUCAGCGUCGGUUUUCGCUGGGAGAUUCAUCUAUGGCCUACUACUAUACGCCGGCACUACCUGCGGAUCUCAACAAGGGGUAUGACACGUUCCAGAAGCUCAAUGAUGUCGCCGAUGAGCACUUGGAUGCUCUACUUGAUACCCUUGUUGCUCAUGAGAAGGAUACAGGGAAGAAGUGUGAAGUUGACAUCGUCACAUGGAGAGGGAUGAUGACCAAGAUCUUGACAGCUCCAUUUGAUAACAUGAACGGCUUUGAGAUGAACGCAACUUGCUUCCAGGGUACUAUAUUCAUUGAAGAAAACAAUGAAUACAAAAACCAACAGAAAGAGAUCCAACGCAAACGAGGAUCACCGCCUGGGAUGGCUCCGCAGGAACUGAUGAUGUAUUGGGGCUAUAAAUUCGAAAGCUUAGCCGUACUCCGGAAAACAUGGGACGAAAGCACUCGUGAAGAGAUUGAAGGCCGCGAAGACGCAGUCGUCAACAACGCAGCACAAUAUUGUUCCGUCGUUCGCACAGGAAUCGGCAAUGUGCGCAUGGUUCUCGGUGGCGAGGUUGAUGCCAUCUGGGAUAGCAAACCAUGGAAGAAAGACGCUCCCAUCAACUGGGUCGAGUUGAAGACAUCAGCUCAAAUCCGCAACGACAAAGAUAUGCUCAAGUAUGAGCGGAAGCUGCUCAAAUUCUGGGCUCAGUCAUUCUUACUCGGUGUGCCUAAGAUCAUCGUCGGAUUCCGCGAUCAGAACGGUAUCUGCCACAGCCUGGAGGAGCUGGACACAGCCAGCAUCCCCGCGAAAGUGUUGAAUGUUGGUCGACGGUCCUGGGAUGGCAAUAUUUGCAUCAAUUUUGCUGGUGCUUUCUUGGAGUGGCUCAAGCAGACUAUUAAUCGGGAGGGAACGUGGAGAAUCCGGAAAAAGGAAAAAUCUCCUAUUAUUGAAGUCUAUCAGGUUGAGGAACAGGGCCAUGGUGAUAUCCUCUCGCCUGCUUUCAAGGCCUGGCGAUCGGGCACAGGUUUUGCGGAAUCCUGA